ACUUGUAGUCCAGCGCUCCUGUAGUUGUAGUUCCUGGUGCAUGACUUGCAGGGAGAGAUGUCGGAAUCCGGGAGUCCAUCUGCUGUUACUAUGCUCGAUGUGCAGACGCUUAUUAUUAAGAAGGACGAGAUCGAAACUCAGAUAAAAGCUUAUUAUGAUGUCCUGGAGGAUCAAAAGAAUGUUGGAAUGGAAGGACCACUCGUGGACAUUGAGGGUUUCCCAAGGGCAGACGUAGACCUCUACCAAAUUCGGACAGUACGGCAUGACAUUAUCUGUUUGCAAAAUGAUCAUAAAGCCAUCAUGGAAGAGAUUGAAGAGGCCUUGCACAACUUACAUGCACGGGACAAAGAAAAGAGACUGAACGAUGAAGUAGAGGCCCAGGCUGAAGCUCUACAGCGUAACCUUGAGCUACCUGUCCCCUUCGCUAGAGUUGAUGCUGUCACUCCAGGGUCUCCAGCCAGCAUGUCUGGACUGCAGGUUGGAGAUGAAAUCACUGCAUUUGGUUCAGUAAACUCGCACAACUUCCAGAAUUUACAGAAUAUUGCCUCUGUAGUUCAGCACAGCGAGGGGAGACCUUUAAGUGUGACAGUUAUCAGGGAUGGAAAGUCUGUUCAUUUAGGACUAACCCCACAGCGAUGGAGUGGAAAAGGACUGUUAGGUUGCAACAUCAUUCCAAUAAAAAGAUGAU
Molecule: messenger RNA, 688 nt
Organism: Nanorana parkeri
Lineage: Eukaryota; Metazoa; Chordata; Amphibia; Anura; Dicroglossidae
Gene: PSMD9
Product: proteasome 26S subunit, non-ATPase 9
Exons: 6
Coding region: 58-687 (209 amino acids)
Biological process (GO): proteasome regulatory particle assembly
Cellular component (GO): nucleus; cytoplasm
Molecular function (GO): protein binding
Source: RefSeq, a predicted model, not a curated record